AUGGAAAUGCAUGGCAUGGACAAGGAUAUUGGCGAACCGAAGUCGCUGGAUCGGGGACCGCCUCCCUGGCGCACCGCAGGGGCCGAGGCCGAUGCCUCUCACGAGGCGGACCCGCCGCCCUGGCGACGGCGCAAGGAUCGACUUGACAAGGAGCUCCGGCAGGAGCGGGAUGAGCGGCGGGACCGCGAGCUGCAGCAGGAGGAGCACAAGAGUUCCGUCCCGGCAGUGGCAAGCCCGGAGGCGCAGGCCCCGAGCGCUCCGCUGAAACCGGCUCCUCAAGAUCCACCACGGGUCUUUGCGAUCGGUGAGAAAGUUCGCUACUGGAGCGGGACGCACCGCAAGUGGGUCGAAGCCCACGUCCAAAGAGUGAACCGGGAUGCCGACGGCGAGCUGCUGUCCUACGACCUUACCGCGAGGGCUCAGGCAGAGAUCGCAAGGGUCAAGGAUGCCAGCACCGCCGAGGAUGCGCCAGCUCCAGCAGCCCGGAGCUCUACGGGUGCAGGAGAUGAGAUCCCAGAGGCAAAGAAGGUUACGGAGGAUCUCCAGGUUCGGGACCAGGCUGUUGGUGAUGGAGACAGCCACGAGGCUCGCUUCGAAAAUGGGGAGGAGGUGCAGUAUUUCAGCGAGACGAAGGAACGAUGGAUCGACGCUGUCGUGGAAGGCCACCACGCCAAGGACGGGGCCAUCGUCGCGUACGACCUCAAUUGCAAGAAGGGGGUUCCGGCUGAGCGGCUGCGCCACUCUGGGGUCCAGUACAAAGUAGGCGAGCUGGUGGAAUACUGGAGCGCCUCGGGACAUCGGUGGAUGCCUGCGAAGGUGGAGCGGCUGAAUUUGGAGGCACGGGCCUGUGACCUGGACGUGAAGCCGGGAGCUCCCCUGAACCGAGUCCGCAAGGUCUCGGGCACGUCGGAAGCUUCCGCCUCGCUGCUGAAGGCUCCGCGGCCUUUGCUGGGCCCGAUCCUGGCCCACAACGUCGACGUGCCUCCUCCUCCGCUGGCCUGUGGCUUCAAAGCCGGAGACCAGGUGCAGUACUUCAGCGAGACGAAGCAGAGGUGGGUGGAGACGCUGGUGCUCCGCAUGUUCGAACUGGAGGGAAACAUCUGCUACGACCUGGACUGCAAGAAGGGAGUCUCCGCCGACAAGGUCCGCUCCUCGCCACGGGCCUCCCAAGAGCGCUACGAGGUCGGCGAGCAAGUGGAGUACUGGAGCGUCUCGGCGGGCCGGUGGCUGCCUGCGAAGGUCCAGGCCGUUCGGUUGGACCUCGGCCGCUGCGACCUCGACAUCAAGUUGGCCGCGCCUAUCGGAAGAAUCCGGCGACCGAUUGGUCACGCCACGGCCCCCAAGCCAGUGUCGGUGCCGGCAGUGCCUGCAGUGCCUGCGCCCGAGCCGAUGCCAGUGAUGCCUGUGCCCGCUUCAACCCCGACGCCUCCUCCGGCGCGCCGUCGCAAGCCUCUGCCGCAGCCACCAGCAAAACCGGAGCCCCCGGUGGAGAUGGCCGUGUGCUUGUCCGAGGAGGAGGAUGAAGUGCCUCCCAUGCCGCACGAUCUGCGAAAGCCGCUCCCACCCCCGCCGCCCAUGCCGCUGCCCCUUCCAGUUCAAGCUGCGCAGCCAACGCAGGAGCCAACAAAGCCCAGCGAAACCGAGGCCCAGAAGCAGGACCCCGAGAAGAGGGACGCUUCUCCUUCCCCGUCUCCGGCUGCAAAGGAGCCUGCAGAGGAGGCUGUGAGGAAGUCGCCAGAACCGGAGCCUGUGAGGCAGAAGUCCCCGAGUCAGGAUUCAAGCCAGGAGUCUGAGGAGGAGGAGGAGGAGGCGAGGAAGCCGGCAAGGCAAGACAUGGAGAUUACGCGCACUCCGACGCCCCCACGCCACGUGCUCCAAGCGGCCCAACAAGCGAGCCAAGCCUACAGAUCGCCAGUCCAGCUGCAAGGGCCUGACGAGCCAACUUCGCCGGCUGACUGCAUCCGGGUCGAGCUGGAUGAGGAGUCUGAGCCGACAGAAAGACCGCCUAAAGAGGAGGACCAGGCACCAGAGCCAGGGCCUCCUGCAGCGCCUGCAGGGCCUGCAGCCGAGCAACCGCUCAAGCGCCCCCGCGAGCCCAGCGAGCACCUGGACUUCGAGGCCCCGCCCACGCUGCCGCGCUCGGUGCAGGUGGUGGAAGAGCCGUUUGAGCCUGCCCGCCCAUUGCGAGAAAAGCGGCCGAAGGAGAAAGGGCGUCGACGGCGUCGGAAGCACAACCAUGCAGAUGCAGGGCAAGCGGAAGAGAACGGCAUCUCCAAAGAAGCGAGGUCCGAUGUCCUGCCCACGAAUGGUGACGAGGGUCCAGGUCCGGGCCACAGUCGCCGUCGGCGGCGAAGGAGGGAAUCCGAUGCUCCAAGUCCCGGCGCAGGCAAGCCUCCAGGUGAUUACGCGCCUGUGCACGAGGAGCCGGAUGCCCGUGCUGACCACGGAGGAAGGCAGCGGCGCCCAGCACGGAUUUCGGAGCCGACUCAGCCGGAGCAAGGCGCAGGCACGGAUGAGACCAGGCCUAGGCCAGAUCAGUGGCCCAAGCCAGAGUUGCAGCGAGGUGCAAGACGGAGGAUUCCACCUGGAGCCACAGCCAAGGCGUUGCCAUCCCGGCCAAGAGAUGUUCGAGAUCACGAUCGUGGGGAGCGCAAUCCAGCGGAUGGGGGACACCGUGAAGAACUGCUUGGUGCUUGUGAUUUACUUGGCGCUGCCCAAGAUGCCAUGGAGACGGUUGAGUGGCAAAGGUUGGUCAUGGAACAGGAGGAGGCCAUGGCACAACAGCAAGAUUCGGAACAGCCGCCGCGCCCAAGACGAAGGUCUCUGACGCCCCUGGCUCGAAGGCGCGUGCCGCGAGAUGGACGGGAGCUGGGACGAGAAGGAAGGCCUUGGUCUCCCAGAUCCGAGCGAGAUCGAUCAGCUGGCCAAGGCAGGGACCUGCGCCUGAAGAGCCGGUCCCGCUCAAGAAGACGGAACAGGCAGCCUGCGGGGAGGAGGACGUGA
This is a messenger RNA of Symbiodinium natans, 3003 nucleotides long. The record is from the annotation of a GenBank genome assembly. NCBI's taxonomy places the organism in Eukaryota, Dinophyceae, Suessiales, Symbiodiniaceae.